GAUUCAGCACAGGCUUUGAGGUCACUGCAGGGCCCAUUCGCAGUGUUGCUGGGCUCUCCCAGAAAACGUGGAUGCAUGGGGCAGCUCAGCACGUGGUCCGUUUCGGCCGUGGACCCACCUCGAGAACCGAUCCCAGUGCCUCCUGCUGCUUCUGAGACGGCUUUGGUGGCAGGCACGUGCACAGAGGUGCGGCCACCCCCACGGGGCACCUUCCAGAUCCUUCGUGGCAAUGGCACUUCUGUGGGGACUGUCAUCGUGUUCCACUGCCCCUCAGGCCACCAGAUGGUUGGGUCCGGCCUCCUCACCUGUGCUUGGAAGGGGAGCAUCGCGGAGUGGUCUUCAGUGAGCCCCGUGUGCAAGUCCGUGCCGCCGUACGAGACCUUCGGCUUCAAGGUGGCCGUGAUCGCCUCCAUCGUCAGCUGCGCCAUCAUCCUCCUCAUGUCCAUGGCCUUCCUCACCUGCUGUCUCAUGAGGUGCAUGAAGAGGAGCCAGCAGCCGUCCGACAGGGCAACCCAGCUGUGGCUCCAGCUGAGAGCCGGGGACUUGGAGACGGUGCAGGCCUCCUACCUCGGCCUCAAGGGCCCGCACAACGGCGGCGGCGGCAGGGACCCCGGGGGCCACCCUGGCCAGGCACACGACAACUACAGCUUCACCACAGACCUGGGUGAGGGCACCAGAGACAUGGCCGGCACGGCCCACGGUGUGGACAAGGACCCCUGGACCGCCCGUCCUGCUGGGCCCCCCCGUGCCCAGGCGACAGUGCACACGGCGGAGCCGCGGCUCUCCCUGCCUGCCUCCUGGCCCACUGCAGGAAUGUCCAGGCAGCACGCGGCCUACGUCCCGGGGUGACAGGCAGCGCCAGAGCCUGCCCUCCAUCCUGGGACGGCCAGGCCGACCCCAUCACCCAGCCACCUGCACCUCCGCCCGUGCCCGGCUUGAGAGUGGUCGGUGGAAUCAGCUUCCGGGGUAGGGACCCCUCAGGGCGCUGAGCUGGGGACGCGUGAGGUGUCCCGUCCCUCGGGCACCACCCAGAACAGUUUUUAUAGAGAGGCUCCCUUGGAACCAGCACAGGAGCUUCCGGAACCAGGUGCAGCCCCGCCUGGCUGGCUCCUGGACAUUUUAAGCAAAUCGCAUUUAUGGCAGAGCAGGAAGCCGGGCAGCCAACCCCUCGGUUCCUGCUGCCUGCCUCGUCUUCCCCGCAGGCCAGGCCGGGGCCUGUGAGCAGGGACCCAGCUGGGCUGCUGCCUGUUACCUGCACGGUGGGCACGAGGGGUGAGGGGUGUGAAAUAAACAAUUCUAACACUGGAAAAACAAA
Molecule: messenger RNA, 1315 nt
Organism: Hyaena hyaena (striped hyena)
Lineage: Eukaryota; Metazoa; Chordata; Mammalia; Carnivora; Hyaenidae
Gene: SUSD3
Product: sushi domain containing 3
Exons: 6
Coding region: 76-849 (257 amino acids)
Cellular component (GO): plasma membrane
Source: RefSeq, a predicted model, not a curated record